AUGGCAGAAUCGGAUGACUUGCUAAUAGACAACAAUGAGCCCAAAGUGAAGUCAACUAGCUUGAGAACUGAAGAGAUAAAAGAGAAGAUCGGAUCAACAGAUUCCACCCCGACCAACACCAAAGUGAAUUUCCCUUCGUCUUCGACCUCUGCUCAGGGAAACCCACAGCCACCAAUGCCGGCCUCGGAGAAUCAGCAUACACAGCCUCAGAAGAAGCAGUAUUUCUUCAAGGACUUACUUGCUCUACGCCCAGGCGUUCCCCACGAGCAAAAGAUCAAUGCCAAAGAAUACAAUGUGCAAAAGCGACAGAAUAUGAUCAAUCGUGAUGAAAUGUGUGACACGUACUGGCGACGCUCACCCGCUUCUCAUGGGCGAUCCAAUUCCUAUGGUACCUCUUCUGGGACUUCGAAUGAAAUUCCAUAUGCAAGAACCGUUAGUUCCGUCCCAAUCGAUCGGCCGGUAUCAAAAGAUACUCGUCUCAAACCUCUCACAGAGCGGAGUAGUUAUUCUAGCUCAACUCCUGCUCCAGGUCUCGGUGGCCCUCGUUCCUCGAAUAGUCCUGCAGGUAGAUCAAAUAUUCCUACUUUGGGUACUGCUGAGUCUACUCGAGGUCAGAGAUGGGAGAGAUUGCAAGGGAAUUUGCCAACUUCUUCCCUCAAAGAAACGGAAAAGGCACUUUUGAACUUUUUGCAGCGCGUAAUCGACAAAGAACAUAGAAGCAAAGCAACUGCUGCUAUGGGUAUUCUCCAGGAUCUUCCUUCUCCAUUAGAUGGCAAUACCCCUUUUACACCUACACGUGGAACUAAUACCUUAAUCGGCACUCCAACCAGUGUUCCAACCAGUGCCUCAGUCAGUGCUCCAGCUAUCGAAGAAACCAGUCUUCUAAUCGCGUUUGAGGAAGCCCCAGCUCCUCUAAAGAGACAAGAGAAUGUUUCUUUCCUGCAUCCAGACCUUAUUGAUCUCUCACCUGCGAGUCUGAGGACUAAAUUGCGCUAUGAUGCUGUGCGUCGAUCUAAUCAAAGCCCAGAUGAUCAGGAUGAUAAGCCUGAAAUCUGCGAGAAAAUAGCCGAUACAGAGGAAACCCAAACGAGGGAUUAUCAUACGACAAUGUUCCACCAGCAGCCUUCCAAGUUUGCUGACUAUGGUAUGGAUGGUGUUAGUGAAACGACCGAGUCGGCCAGAAACGGAAGAAAUGGAGAUUCCAACGAACUUACCUCCGGGAGUAUCACACCCAACGUCAGUGUCAAUUCACAUGAAACCGCAGUACAGAGAUGCACCCCCCAAAUCUUUAAAACGGCUGUAAAGCUGCCAAAGGAGAGACAAGCUCUGAUUGAUCUCUUUAACUCUCUUGGGCUAUCUCUAGAUAGAGUCCGUGAUUUUCCUGGCCCUCUCACCCUGGAGAUCCAGCUUGGUCUCAUGUUGAUUCUCAAUACGACAGCUUCUACUCAAGAGACAGAGAUGACUUACAAAGAGGUCCAAAACCUGUUCUUCUCGCAGCACGGCUUGGAGGCGCCUCGUACAUCAUUCUUCGAUCGUUUGACCUCUUCGCCCGCGGAUAUUGACCAUCUUAUUGGCCUCAAAAUCAAUGAUAAGCCACUAUUUGACCAAUACGCCACCCUCAGGAGUAUCAAAUACGAGUUCCGUUGCCGGGCUAGUUCAAACACGAUCUUUAUCAUCUCCGUUGACCAGCACCGCACUGUCACCCUCCGUUACCCUCGUGUCCAUCUCGGUGCUGUGUCUAUGAGUUUUCCCGCCCAAGUCUGGGAUGCUUCCGCCGUGUUGCAAGGCUCCACUCGCUUCAACCGAAAGGCCGAUCUAGAGCUUGAAAAAGCCGUCAGAGAGUUGGUAGAGAGCAUAUGGAUUGAUCCUGAAAGCGUAACUCUGCAAAUGCUUAUUCGUCCUCCCUCUACGGAAGUUAUGACAAUCCUUGGAGUAUACAUGGAGCGACGAACCAGUCACCGCUGGAUCUCGGAGCAGAGCGAGCGGAUCUAUCUCAAAGUUGCCGAGACCCAAGUCCUCAAUAUGACGCCCUCGAUUCUCGAUCCUGAGAUCCUUGUGGUGAAUUGCGCCCCACAUGAAGAGAUGCUCAGACAUGGCAAGCACUGGUGGCAGGCCUCAAUCACCAGUGCAGAGAUAGAACGCAUAUUGAAGCAAAACUUGCAUGUCAAGCCAGGUACUCGCAACGAUUCGUGGAACACGGUAGAUCUCUUCGGCUCGGAUCUCACUCUCAUCAACCCCUCUGCAAAGCUAUCUGCCCUCGGAGCCUCAGUCGACCAUUCAGGCAUUGGCGCCAUGUUCCGCCUUGCCAAAAUCAUCGUCGAGAAAAUCGAUGCUAUCGGAUUCUUUAAUAAGGGGCCUGCGGCUUACAUCUCAAGGAGUCCUACGGAUCGUGGUGCCUCCACUGGCGCUGUUUCUGGUGAAGCCAGGUCGGGGACUGUAUCGAAGAGUCAGGACUGGAAUAUGGCGGUUGGAGGGUGGAACCCUUCCGCUCCGUCCAAGCCACUGAAACACAGGUGGUGA
Penicillium soppii is the source of this 2520-nucleotide messenger RNA. RefSeq lists its product as uncharacterized. The transcript has a single exon. Bases 1 to 2520 code for a protein of 839 amino acids. NCBI's taxonomy places the organism in Eukaryota, Fungi, Ascomycota, Eurotiomycetes, Eurotiales, Aspergillaceae. The record is from RefSeq and is a predicted model, not a curated record.